AUGUCCUUGGUGGAUCUAGGGAAGAGGCUGCUGGAAGCAGCUCGGCAAGGGGAAGAUGACGAAGUGCGGAAGCUGAUGGCGCGCGGGGCGCCCUUCACCACCGACUGGCUGGGAACCUCCCCUCUUCACCUGGCAGCCCAGCACGGGCACUACUCGACGGCCGAGGUGCUGCUGCGCGCCGGGGUGAGCCGGGACGCCCGCACCAAGGUGGAUCGGACCCCCCUGCACAUGGCAGCAGCCGACGGGCACGCCCAGGUGGUGGAGCUGCUCAUCAGGAGUGGAGCUGAUGUCAAUGCCAAGGACAUGCUGAAGAUGACAGCUCUGCACUGGGCCACGGAGCACAACCACCGCGAUGUCGUGGAGCUGCUCAUCAAGUAUGGAGCUGAUGUCAACGCCUUCAGCAAGUUUGAUAAGUCAGCUUUUGAUAUUGCUUUGGACAAGAACAAUCCAGAGACUCUGGUGAUGCUGCAGGAGGCGAUGCAGAACCAGGUCGGCCCUCACCCAGAGGGAACAGACCCUGUCACCAACACUGUCACUCUCACCUCACCACUUAUUCUUGCACCAGGGGAAAUUCUCAGCCUCGCUGGUCUUGUGUCUUCAGCAAACACCAAAACAACCUCGGGUGAGUGUUUCUGUGACUCUGGGCAGUUUUCUGACACGACCACCUCAGUACUGGCCACCCUGGCUGCCCUGGCCGGGGCCUCCGCGCCGCGUCGCGCCCACACAGGCAAAGCAGAGGACGUGGAGGCAGCAGAUCCUGUGGGCUCUGCCCUGCAGCAGGUGGUGGGUGGUGGCAGUGGGGGACAACGUGUCAUCACCAUUGUCACCGAGGGGCUUCCCCUGGGCAGCCUACAAACAGCCCUCCCCCCCGGCAGCCUGGGCCAGCCCCUCAUCCUCACCGUGCAGGAGGGGCAGCAAGUUUUAACUGUACCUGCUGGUCAGGUGGCAGAGGAGACACUUGCUGAAGAUGGAAGUGACACCAAAGAGGAAGAAGAGCCACUGGCCAAGAAACAAAGAGUGGAACAAAACGUAGAUGAGUUGAAGGAAGAUGAUGGCAGCUCGGACAGGGAAGUGCAGCAGCUGCAGGAGGUGAACCGGGAGGCUCAGGAAUUCCACAGGCAGCUCCAGCAGGAGGAGCAGGAGGCAGAGCAGCACCAGCAGCUGGUGGCCCUGGAGGGGCAGCAGCACAACGGGGCAGAGGAGACAGUGCUCGAAGAAGUUGCCGAGGUUGACUCACUGGUGGUAACCUCAGAAGACAUCCAGGAAUCCGUGCUCUCCAUGCUGGAAACGGAGCAGCCGACGGAUAUCGCCGUGGAAACUGUAACUUCCUAA
Chaetura pelagica (chimney swift) is the source of this 1332-nucleotide messenger RNA. RefSeq names its product GA binding protein transcription factor, beta subunit 2 (gene GABPB2). The transcript has 8 exons. Gene Ontology annotation, biological process: positive regulation of transcription by RNA polymerase II. Gene Ontology annotation, cellular component: nucleus. The record is from RefSeq and is a predicted model, not a curated record. NCBI's taxonomy places the organism in Eukaryota, Metazoa, Chordata, Aves, Apodiformes, Apodidae. The coding region runs from base 1 to 1332 and encodes 443 amino acids. Gene Ontology annotation, molecular function: protein binding; transcription cis-regulatory region binding.